AUGUCGAACAAAGAUAUCUCGGCCACUACUUUGGCCAUUGUCGAUGCUCAUCAUCAUUUGUGGGACUUAAGCAAUCCAAAUCAUCAUUAUAUACUUUUUCGCCCAGACACACCCAAUGAUUUUAUAGCAGGUGAUCGCACACCACUCAAAUCAACCUAUUCUAUUCAAGAUUAUAUCAAGGAUACCGGCUCAUAUAAUGUCGUCAAAUCAGUGCAUGUAGAAGCAGCCUAUGAUAUACAUGCAGAUCCAUGGGGUGAUAUUGAAUGGCUGUAUGAACAAGCCAAGACAAAUAAAAAUCAAUUACCCAAUGUGCUAGUAGCACAUGCUAAUUUGGCAGAUGACCAAGUACGUGAAAGGCUUACGACGUUAACGAAUCGAUUUAAUAAAGUUCGAGGUAUUCGGCACAUGCUCAAUUGGUUAGAUAGUAAGGACAGUAAAUACACAUUAUGUGAUCGACCCGAUUAUUUGACUGACAAUAAAUGGAAACAAGGUUUUGGUUUAUUGCAUCAGUAUGGAUUGUCGUUCGAUUUAACAUGCUAUCAUCAUCAGAUGAAUGAUGCUGCUCAAUUGGCACGAGAAAACUUGGACACAACUAUCAUUCUUGAUCAUUGUGGUAAGUCAUGA
Molecule: messenger RNA, 624 nt
Organism: Rotaria sp. Silwood2
Lineage: Eukaryota; Metazoa; Rotifera; Eurotatoria; Philodinida; Philodinidae
Source: the annotation of a GenBank genome assembly